This is a messenger RNA of Pieris napi, 3096 nucleotides long. It is a transcript of the gene Mcm2, whose product is annotated as DNA replication licensing factor Mcm2. NCBI's taxonomy places the organism in Eukaryota, Metazoa, Arthropoda, Insecta, Lepidoptera, Pieridae. The transcript has 16 exons. Bases 235 to 2871 code for a protein of 878 amino acids. Gene Ontology annotation, cellular component: nucleus; MCM complex. The record is from RefSeq and is a predicted model, not a curated record. Gene Ontology annotation, biological process: DNA replication; double-strand break repair via break-induced replication; mitotic DNA replication initiation. Gene Ontology annotation, molecular function: single-stranded DNA binding; single-stranded DNA helicase activity; 3'-5' DNA helicase activity.
ACGACUAAUCAUGUCACACACUUGUCUGCAAUUAUUUUUAACCUAUCGUAAUUUACAUUCCCGCGGGUUUUAAUACAAAUGUCAAAACUCAAAAUAAACGACCGCGGCUCGGAGUAGCGUAGCGAAAACUUUUUAUUUUGUUUGUAAUUUAAUGUUGUAAACCUAUAAAUAAGCAAUUUUUUGUAGCGAUUAGCAACUAUUUUAGUACAUCAGCAGAACUAAUUUCGGUGCAUAAUGAGUUCCCCUAUACCCGAAACACCAGAUCGUGAUGAUGCUAGGUCUCGAAUGACUUCUCCCGCUCGUGAAUAUGAGAUGUUUGAAGAUGAAGGGGCCAUACUUGGAGACAACCCUGCAGAAGAAGAAGAUGAUGGAGAAGAAUUAUUCAAUGACAACAUGGAGGCAGAUUAUCGUCCAAUGCCGGCAUUGGAUCGGUAUGAUGCUGAGGAUUUGGAUGAUGAUGACUAUGAUUCAAUGUCAGUUGGGGACCGUGUGGCAGCUGAAAGGGAGCUGCAGCGAAGAGAUCGCGAAGAGGGAAGGAUAAGAAGGGAUGAUAGAGGACUGCUGUAUGAUGAUUCGGAUGAAGAAGGUGGAGAUAUACCUCGGGCUAAACGUCGUAGAGCAGCAGAAAAAGCAGCCACUGGUGCUGAGGAUCAGGUGGAAGAGGGUAUAGAAAGUAUAGAGAACUUGGAGGAUACAAAAGGAUACACAACUAAAGAAUGGGUCUCUAUGCUGGGGCCUCGUACGGAGAUAGCAAAUAGGUUUAAAAACUUUCUCCGUACCUACACUAAUAAUAAAGGACAAUAUGUAUACAAAGAUCGUAUUCGUCGCAUGUGCGAACAUAACCAAGCUUCGUUCCAUGUGGAAUUUGAUGUAUUGGCUAGACGAGAACAGGUGUUGGCCUACUUUCUACCUGAAGCACCAUUUCAAAUGCUACAAAUAUUUGAUGAAGUUGCAAAAGACAUUGUCCUUCAAAUAUUCCCUAGUUAUGAGAGAGUUACCUCGGAGAUUCAUGUUCGUAUAUCAGACUUGCCACUGAUUGAGGAGUUAAGAACAUUCCGGAAACUUCAUUUGAACCAGUUAGUCAGAACUGUGGGAGUUAUAACCGCUACAACUGGAGUUUUACCUCAAUUAUCAGUAGUCAAAUAUGACUGUAACAGGUGUGGGUAUAUUUUGGGGCCUUUUGUACAGUCACAGAAUUCUGAAGUCAAGCCUGGGUCCUGUCCCGAGUGUCAAAGUUCUGGACCCUUCAUGGUAAACAUGGAACAAACUGUGUACCGUAAUUAUCAAAAGGUGACCAUACAGGAGUCACCUGGUAGAAUCCCAGCUGGUCGUAUACCCAGGAGUAAGGACUGCAUACUUCUGGCUGAUCUUUGUGACCGCUGUAAACCUGGUGAUGAGGUGGAUCUUACCGGCAUUUAUACUAAUAACUAUGAUGGAUCGUUAAACACUGAACAGGGUUUCCCAGUAUUUGCAACAGUCGUAAUAGCGAACUACAUAGUAGUUAAGGACUGUAAGCAUAUUGUUGAGUCACUCACAGAUGAAGAUGUGGCUAAUAUUAAUAAAUUAUCAAAGGACCCACAAAUUGGAGAGCGUAUAGUGCAAAGUAUAGCGCCCUCUAUAUACGGACAUGAUAAUAUCAAGAGGGGUCUGGCUUUGGCCUUGUUCGGAGGAGAACCUAAGAAUCCUGGUGAUAAACACAAAGUAAGAGGUGACAUUAAUGUUUUGAUAUGUGGAGAUCCCGGAACAGCUAAGUCACAAUUCUUGAAAUACACUGAAAAGAUAGCCCCAAGGGCGGUGUUUACGACAGGUCAGGGAGCUAGUGCAGUCGGUCUCACAGCCUAUGUUAGGAAAAAUCCUACAACUAGGGAAUGGACUUUAGAAGCAGGUGCGUUAGUUCUAGCUGAUCGUGGGGUGUGUCUUAUUGAUGAGUUUGAUAAGAUGAACGAUCAAGAUCGGACUUCCAUACAUGAAGCUAUGGAGCAGCAAUCGAUAUCGAUAUCCAAGGCUGGAAUUGUUACAUCACUACAUGCGAGGUGCUCAAUAAUAGCAGCAGCCAAUCCCAUCGGCGGUCGAUAUGACGCGUCAUUAACGUUCAGUGAGAAUGUGAAUCUGUCGGAGCCGAUUUUAUCGCGUUUCGAUGUACUUUGUGUUGUGAGAGAUGAAGCUGAUCCAAUGCAGGACGCGCAUUUGGCCAAGUUCGUUGUCAGCUCCCACAUCCGACAUCAUCCAUCCCACCGUGGUACUGCGCUAGAGGACGCCACUGAAAAUGAGAACACAUUACCACAGGAUCUACUGAAAAAGUAUAUUGUGUAUUCCAGGGAAAACGUUCAUCCGAAAUUACAAAACAUGGACCAAGAUAAAGUCGCCAAAAUGUACAGUCAAUUGCGUCAAGAGUCUUUGGCCACUGGGAGUCUCCCCAUUACCGUCAGACAUAUUGAAUCUGUGAUACGUAUGAGUGAAGCGCACGCACGUAUGCAUUUACGUGGUCAAGUGAAUGAAGAAGACGUGAACUUAGCCAUUCGUUCUAUGCUCGAGAGCUUUGUUGAUACACAGAAAUACAGUGUCAUGCGGGCUAUGAGACAGACAUUCCAGAAGUACCUCUCAUACAAGAAGGACCACAGCGAGCUACUAUACUACAUCCUUCGCCAACUAACCAUAGACCAACUAGCCUAUAUGCGUGGUUUACACAAUUACACACAACCAACCAUAGAAAUAUCAGAAAGAGACCUCUUAGAACGAGCGAGACAGAUAAACAUCACAGACCUCAAACCCUUUUAUGAUAGUCGGAUAUUUAAGCUAAAUAACUUUAGUUACGAUGCUAAAAGAAAAGUCAUUGUGCAUUUAUUGCCAGAAGUACCUACGAGUACAUAAAAGUGCUAGUAAUUUGGCAUCCAUGGACUUUAAUAGAAGUUCAAGUGGCUCUGAAACUAAAAUAGAAUAUAAUAACCCAUUGACCAGAUAAAUAUUUCGCCAAAUAUACAAUAUCACCUAGUCAAAAACUCAACAAAAUAUGGACACAGCCUAAGGGAGCGUUCAAGUCAAUAAUCUCCAAAAAUUGCGUUACGUAAAAUUUUUGGAGAUUAUUGACCCCCCUCC